AUGUGGAUUUAUGGCACGGUGUCUGAACAGCUCCUCGACACCAUCCUCAAGGUCAAGUCCAAAGCGUGUGACAUAUGGAUCACGCUUGAAGAUUUGUUUCGUGAUAACAAGGAGGCACGGUCACUCCAGUACGACAAUGAACUCCGCAAUCUUGAGAUCGGCGAUAUGAGUAUUACCGAUUACAACCACAAAUUGAAGUCUCUCUCCGACUUGUUGGCCAAUCUCGAUUCACCAGUCUCUGAUCGGUCCUUAGUGAUGCACAUGCUGAAUGGUCUGUCUGACAAAUUUGAUAACAUAAUCAAUGUUAUUCAACAUCAGACUCCAUUUCCAUCAUUCACUAAGGCACGAUCAAUGCUCCUUAUGGAAGACAAGCGUCUUGACAAACAAGCUAAACCUGUCGCACAACAUACCACCAAUGCUUCCUCACCAACGGUCCUGUUCACCAAUCCAGAUCAACACCAACAACCCAACAACUCGCAGCACUACAACGGUCACAACAAUAACUCCCACACCUCCGGUCGCGGACGUGGUCGUAACAACUGGAACACCAAUCAGUAUGGCUAUCCUCCUCCGUGGGGAUACAACCAACCUCCCUGGUCGUAUCCACAGUCGUAUGGUGGACCACCUUCGUAUGCACCUCCAAUGUUGCAUCACUCUUACCCUCCGCCAUAUGUUGCACCCGGUGUUUCCCCUGGCCCCUUCUCUCCUCCUCGUCCACACAGUGAAGCUCACUAUGUUCAACACGCCUAUCAACCACCGCUGAUAGCUAGCACACCAACGCUCACUGCUUUGCCACAAGCGUUCAGUACGAUGACACUGCAGGAUCCGGCUGGCAACUCUUGGGUCAUGGACAUUGGGGCUAUGUGUUCUAGGUUGCUUUAA
Camelina sativa (false flax) is the source of this 882-nucleotide messenger RNA. RefSeq lists its product as uncharacterized. The record is from RefSeq and is a predicted model, not a curated record. NCBI's taxonomy places the organism in Eukaryota, Viridiplantae, Streptophyta, Magnoliopsida, Brassicales, Brassicaceae.